This is a messenger RNA of Coniophora puteana RWD-64-598 SS2, 1153 nucleotides long. RefSeq lists its product as uncharacterized. NCBI's taxonomy places the organism in Eukaryota, Fungi, Basidiomycota, Agaricomycetes, Boletales, Coniophoraceae. Bases 44 to 1153 code for a protein of 369 amino acids. The transcript is spliced from 5 exons. The record is from RefSeq and is a predicted model, not a curated record.
UCUCUAUGACUUUCAUGUCUUCAUCACGUACACUGAAGACAAAAUGAGUAGGAUGAAAAAGAUGGCAAUCCCUACCCUUGUCAACAUGGCCAAAGACGACAUCGCAGAGCUGAAGGCGUACUGUCCCAAGUUCAGGGGUGUGAGACGUGUAGCAGGAGGGAUAUGGCUCAAUUGGCCGGAGUGUACGUACCCAGCCUAUAAGAACUACAUUGUCAAACGAUGGAAGGCACUUGCCAACGCGAGCGAUUGGGAGCGGGAGGAUCUUUACUACCCUUUGGACAUCGAAGAUAUCAGCUGCUGCGAGAGGCCUGUCGGGACAAGAAUCUUCAUCAAACGAACACAAGACGGCACGGUCUUUGAAAACGUUGGUACGCUUCCAGGGGCUCCGAUAUCCACCAUCCGUUGGCAACAGUCACACUCUUCCACGUCCCGCUCGCCUAUCACCACUCCCUCUCACCGCUCUGCACGUCUCGAAGACACACCAGAACGCGAUACUUACCUCUCUUACUCCGAAGAAUCGCCACGGAGUCCUUCAGCUCGUUCGUCUGAAUGGCCUGCAGGUCCGUCGCGGAAGGGUCCCGAGCGUUCGCCAACGCAGGCACUAAAUCCACCAUUAGAGAGUUCAUCCCCUCGAAAGAGCAUAUUCCCUUUUCGCAAGGCCUCAAACCUUGCGUCUCGAAUAUCAGGCAUCAAGCACGAAGAUCCAGCGGACAACGACACGAAGCCUGAAAUAGUGCACGACAAUGGAUCCCUCCUCCUAUCGUCUAGUGCCUUUGAAUCUGACUCUAGGAACGUUGAGGUCGACAAGCCACUCGACGAGUUGACGCGCGAGCUUUACGAGGCGCGGGAGGACAUGCGAGAGGCGUAUGCGCGUGAGCGGCGAAUAGCGAGGGAGCUGGAGCGUCGAGGAGCGAAGAAGCCUGAUGGCUGGAAGGAAACGUGGGAGGCUACUUCAGAGCUUACAGCCAAGCUGGCCGACGUUUCCAAGAAAUUCGAGGACGAACGUCGUCUACGGGCGGAGACAGAGCUUUACUUAUGUCAAGUGACGGCGGAGAAUGGUAGGGUGCCUCUCGUUGUACCGGCGCUGCUUGACGCGUUCAUGGAGAUAUCGAGGCUGUCGGAUUCUGUCGAUAAAAGGGCCGCGGCUGGGUAA